Messenger RNA from Vespula vulgaris, 2273 nucleotides. RefSeq names its product calmodulin. Gene Ontology annotation, molecular function: enzyme regulator activity; calcium ion binding. Lineage: Eukaryota; Metazoa; Arthropoda; Insecta; Hymenoptera; Vespidae. The record is from RefSeq and is a predicted model, not a curated record. The coding region runs from base 608 to 1057 and encodes 149 amino acids. The transcript has 4 exons.
GGAGCCUGCGUACGUUUCCUUCUCGAAGCGCGUCGAAGGGACGCACGUACGACGUUCUUUUCGUACGUAGGAAGUCCUUAGUGGUCCUAGUUCUCGCGCGCGUAGCAAACGGCGCGCUCGUGAGUGGCGCGUACGCUACACCUCUCCCCGCCUACUAGACUCUCGAAGCGCGCGAUUGGUCGGCGAUCGUAGGAGCGAGUGGUGGGGGUUGGCCGGCGUAGUGAUACCCGGCCGGCCGAGACUUGCGGCAGAGCCCUCGCACACCGAUAGAGAACGGUGGACUCCAUUGCUGUCCUGAGUGCGUUUCUCGUCGGCCGCUGGUGUCGUAUCCGCUGUGUCUCUGUCUCUAUUUCUCUCUCCGGUAUAUCUCUGCUCUCUGCUCUCUACGCCGCGCCCGCUCGCGCACGCAGCUACACACAAAUUCUUCUCUCCUUUUAUUCUCGCUUGCUUCAAUUUCCUCUGCGCAAUUAUAAUACGCCGUACCGUUACGAGGAGGACGAUAUUGUGAAUAAUACCGCUCGCUCUCUCCCUGUGUCUAGUGUCCAUACGGCUAAAGCUCCGUAACUUUCUCGAAGGAGCCUGAGAAAAAGCGAAAAGGAGGGACAAAAUGGCCGACCAACUAACGGAGGAACAGAUCGCAGAAUUCAAGGAGGCAUUUUCGCUAUUCGACAAAGAUGGUGAUGGUACUAUAACUACCAAAGAAUUGGGCACCGUUAUGCGAUCUCUUGGUCAAAAUCCCACGGAAGCUGAACUUCAAGAUAUGAUUAACGAAGUGGAUGCAGAUGGUAACGGCACCAUCGAUUUCCCGGAAUUUUUGACCAUGAUGGCACGUAAAAUGAAGGAUACUGACAGUGAAGAGGAGAUAAGGGAGGCGUUCAGAGUGUUUGAUAAAGAUGGUAAUGGUUUCAUAUCCGCGGCAGAACUUAGACACGUCAUGACAAAUCUUGGAGAAAAGCUUACCGACGAAGAAGUCGACGAAAUGAUUCGAGAGGCCGACAUCGAUGGUGAUGGCCAAGUUAAUUACGAAGAAUUCGUCACAAUGAUGACAUCAAAGUGAAUGCAACCUGUAUAAUGGAAGAACUUGCGACUUGAAGUGGUGUUGACGUACUAAUAAAAAAAAAAAAAAUCAAGAUGCAGAGUAUAAAAUAUAUGUAAAACACAAAAUGCGAACCAACCAGAAAGUGAAAAACAAAACCUUGUAUCCGGAUGUGAAGUCUACAUAUAUAUAUAUUUAAAAAAAUCCGCGCGGAAGGUCAACGCCCGAUACGCGUUAAUCAUCUCGUUGUCGAUAAGUAAAAAAUACAGGGCAAAUUAACUGUUUAAUUAAAGAGCUAUACUGCUAAAAUCAUUAUCUCUGUCGAGCAUAUAUACUUACAAAAUACAUGACACACACACAACACACACACACACACAAAUACGUAAAAACAAUUAGAAAAAAAAACAUACGCAUAUAACACACAUAUACACAAAUACACCCGCACAGUCGUUUUAUUUCUGUUCAACAACAACACAAGAAAAAAAAACAAGAAAGAAAAAAAAUAUUAAAAAGUGAUAUACAUUUAAACGUAAGAUGCAUAGUUGUGCGCUUAUGUUCUCUAAUUAUAAAAGAAAGAAACUUAUGAAGAGAGAAAGAGAAGUGCAUUUCCUUUUCAUCUCUAUCCGUUUUCCACACUCGUUCUAUCUAUCUCUUCUCAUCUCUUCCUCUUUGCUCUUUAAAUUGUAAAUCUUAUUAUUAUAUCUGUGUCACAUAUAUUUUCCUUCUCCUAUAAGCCUUUUACCUUCUACUACUCAUCUUCAUUUUCAUUGUCACAUCAAUAAAAAUGCACGUCGGAAUAGUGAAAAAUUUUGGUAAAAUGAAGGAGAGAAAUGCGCCCAGAGGAAAUGAACCAGAAGAAAAAGAGAUAGAAAGAAAAAGGAAGAAACGCUACGUAGCGUUAUAUUGCAUCGCAGUUUUACUUACCGCGUGUACAUCUAUCGAUUUUCCUUUAAUUAACGAAGUGUGUAGUGACUGAGAGAAUUGCGGGAUAAUAUCCUGCAGUGUGGUAAAUCCCACUACGAAUAUGUAUGAAUAGCAUAACUAUAUCUUUUAAUAAGGAGACUUCGGUCUGGACCUCAUUUUCUAGGGAGAGAGAAAAAGAGAGUAUAAUAUAAAAGACAGCGAAGAAAUCUGAGUUGUAUGUAGAUUAUCUUUAAAAAAAAAAAAAAGAAAGGAAAAAGAAAGGAAAGAAAAGAAAGAAAGAAAAAAGAAAGAAAGGACAUCCGCCGAUAAGUAG